This is a messenger RNA of Lactuca virosa, 1109 nucleotides long. Lineage: Eukaryota; Viridiplantae; Streptophyta; Magnoliopsida; Asterales; Asteraceae. The record is from the annotation of a GenBank genome assembly.
AUGGCGAUGGUUUCAACCCUUGCCUCUACAUACCCAUCUCCCAAAACUUUCUCAGCAUUCGAUUCCACUUCUAAGAACGACAUCAAAGUCUAUCCAAUCAUUGAUGGAGAAGGAGAACAAGUAGAGAGUCCUACGUCAAAGGAUGUUAAUAAUGAAGCCGAAAUACAAGCGCGAGGAGAGAGCACGAUGCCUGAAAGGUUUAGAUACUUGACCAAAGAAGUUCCUGAUCCUCCUAUUAGAUGGCCUUAUUUUAUAGCAUUAGGUUUCCUCGUCUAUGCUUGGAGAACAGUCAUAUGGGAACUUUACAACUGGAAAAGAGCUGCAACAUCUAUACUUCAAUUUCUUGGAAACCUUUCAAAGCUAUUAUUAGCACUCAUAUUCCAUUUCAUAGGCGAUCCAAUCACUUCAACAAUUAGAGCCAUUGAAACUACCUUUUACACCCUUCGUGCAUUUUACUCUCAAAUAGUAGCAUACACUCCCAUUCCCGAGCUUUCAACAGUCAUCAUGUUGACUUCAAUCAUACUUGCCAUCAGUGAAGUUGCAUCUCCAACUUCUGUAGACAACCAAUGGCAUCUGUUAACAGUUUCUGGCCUCAUUGGGUACUUUGCUGUCAAAGGAAUGAUUGGAGACCUUCCCUUUUGGACUAUUCUUUUUGGGUUAUUUUCUUUUUCUCGUUUUAUCAAUAAGAGAGAUUAUGUCUCCUCUGUUUUGCCCGUUGCAGCAGUGUUAGCAGGUGUAGGAGAGCCAUGGGUUAGAGUGGUGGUGAUGGGUGGUUUUCUGGGUUUGUCUGUGUUUCAGUACUCAAAGAAUCAGCCUGAAAUAGAAGUAAGUGACGGUGUUGCUACAACAACAGGGGACAGAAGGGUUCCUGUUCCUUUAUUGUGUGCAGCAUUAGCCAUUGGUAUACGUGUUGCUGCUAGGUGGGCUGGGUAUAGGCAUUUGACAUGGAUGGUGGUUUGAGAGGUCUGUUUAGUUCAGUUUUGAAUACUAGAUGUAAAGGUAUGGAGCUCUUGAGGCUUUGAAUCUGUUUAAUGGGAAAGUGAUUAUAUUGUUACUUAGCUUGUUGGAUUUGAUUAGAUUUGCUCCUAUUGGAGUUAUAUUCGAGGCAA